ACCCUUCAAUGUCCGAAGAAAGCACCGCCUCGCGCCUGCUCUUGUUCAUGUAUCCAUCCAUUUCUUCUCCAAGCUCUCUUUCCUUCUCCCCGUACUCUUCACCGGCAACCACCAUUAUUGCUGAUCCCAACCUUUUCGUUUAUAAGUCGUCUUCUCCAGUUGCUCUGCUGAUUGAUACCUGCAAAUUUUCGCACUUCUUUCGGUUGAUUGUUGAAGCUUAAUGUUCAAUUAAACAACUGAGAAAGAAUGAGCUAUAUUCAAGCUAAUAUAUGCCAACCAUGCAACUAUGUACCAAAUAGUUUUGAAGCAUGUCGUCCACCUUCCACAUCAUAUGUCAUACCACUCCAUUAUAAUCAUUCCCGAUGGACUUCGUUGAAGGUGAGCACCAGUGCAUCAAAACACUCUAAAUAUGAACUUGUCUUGAAGCACCGGAAUCAUGUGCCUGCGAUGAAAUACCAGCGAGGUGCCCCUGUUUGUUUGCUUGGUGGAAAGGAUAAAUCAGAGGGCAGUGAUGAGAUAUCACCAUGGAAAGCUAUUGAGAAAGCAAUGGGGAACCAGUCAGUUGAGGAUCUUUUACGGCAGCAGAUGAAAAAACAAGAAUAUUAUGAUGAAGGCAGUGGCAAAAAUCCACCAGGUGGUGGAGGUGGCGGUAACGGUGGCAGGGGUGGAGAUGGUUCUGAAGGACCAGAAGAUGAAGGCUUUACUGGGAUCAUGGAUGAAACUCUGCAAGUGGUUUUAGCAACUAUGGGCUUCAUAUUUCUGUAUGCCUACAUCAUCACCGGUGAGGAGCUUGCUCGGCUUGCAAAGGACUACAUUAAAUUUCUCUUUAGUGGAAGCAAGAGUGUUCGUUUAACACGUGCAAUGAAUCGAAUCAAAAGAUUCUUUGACAGGCUGACCGAGAAGAAAGUCAAUGAUAAAUACUGGUUGGAAAAGGCAAUUAUCAAUACCCCAACAUUGUAUGACAGCCCUGAGAAGUACAGGCGUAUUAUGAGGUCGUUAGAUUCGAGUACUGAUGAGUAUCCCUAAAGUCCUGUUGUCACCAUAAUCAUUGUUUUUCCUGCAGAUAAUUUGCAGAUCGUAGUUCUAUAUUAGAUAAAACUGCUAUUAAUAUAUGUUUACAUGUUCUUGAUUAGUUGAAUCGGGCAACAAUCAAUUUUGACAUUGUUCUGUUAGGUUCUCAAGAGAGCAAUUUUUGUAUAGCUGCUGAAGCAUUCAUUUACGUUUAAUUUAACUGCGUGCUAUCACCCCACA
Molecule: messenger RNA, 1251 nt
Organism: Carica papaya (papaya)
Lineage: Eukaryota; Viridiplantae; Streptophyta; Magnoliopsida; Brassicales; Caricaceae
Cellular component (GO): chloroplast
Source: RefSeq, a predicted model, not a curated record